CAGGCGCCAAUCCCCCACCAAAACCUUCCUUCCCAUCCCCACCUCCUCCGCGCAGUGCCGCGCGCGCGAUCCCUCCCGCCGGCGAGAGCUCCGGCACCGGAGAUCCGCUCCGUCAGCCUCUCCUCCAGUCGCCUUCGCCUUCGCGCCCCCCGAGCCAUCUCCAGGUCCCCGCGAAGGAGUCCCAGACCUCAAGCCGCAGCGCCGCCACCGCCGGCGUCGUCUCGUCGUCCCUUCCAUCACAGAUGCAUCAGGAGAUAUGCUUCCAGGACCGCCACCACCUCUUCUUAUGGGAUAUCCCGCUGUGCCGAGCGCGUCACCCUCAGCUACACCGUCAUCGUCCAUAGGUGCCAGCAUCGCCAUUAUCGUAAUCGUCAUCAUUGCAUCGACCUUGCUGAUCUGUUUCAUUAAGGUCCUUUGCCGUAUCCCCCAUCGCCCUCGCCCGUCGUGGUCAUCAUUCUCUCGCCACAACAGCAUCUCUCGGAGGGCCUCAUCGUCAGGAGAGUCUGACAGGAAGCGUGCGGUGGCAUCAGCUGUUCACCCUUCCCCGAGGGCCAGUGCUUCACCUAAAAAGCAUGCAGAAGGUUUGCUGUUUGGGUUGGAGGUCUCUGUGCCAUCAGCGCCCUCUCUACCAGAGGUGGAGCUGGUGAUCUUGGGGUUGCUCUCGCAACCUCCCGUGCUGUUGCGGAAGGGGAUGUUUUGCUGCAUCUGCGCCCAAGAGUUUGUGCCUACCGAUAGGAUCCUGGCCCUUUCGGCGUGCUUGCAUAAAUUCCACGAGCUGUGCAUUAUCCCAUGGAUUCGUUGCCACACACCUUACUGCUGUCCGUUCUGUGAUGCUUCCAUCACUAUCCCCCGCGCUGACCCUGACAAAACCUACAGCUCAGAUCAGUAUGAUGUCGAGGCACAUACAAUGGUUGUGCCAGCUCCGCCUGGAGAGAAGGUGGCAGAGGCUGUGGGGGGCUCUCGCGGAUGGCUGCGAUCUUCACUGGACAGACUCUCAGGCAGCUGGAGGGGAUGCUCCAGCAGUCAUGCCACUGCCGUUGUAGUGCCGGUGUCCUCACGGUGUACCACUGGAAGCUGGAGAGUCGACACCUCUGACAAGGAGAACGUAGAGGCUGUUGAAGGCUCUCAUGGGUGGCUGCACUCUUAUCUGGCUACACUCUCGAGCGCCUGGAGUGGACGCUCAGACAGCUGUUCCACUACGAUGGUGUCAGCAGUGUCCUCAGGGUGCACAACUGGAAGCUCAAGCCUGGUACCGAGUGGCUGCGGCAGUACUGAUUUGGGUUCCAGGAGCUGGGAUCCUGAGGCAGCCAUGCAGAAGACGAGCUGGGAUCCUGAGGCAGCCAUGCAGAAGACGUAGUUCUUCGAAUUCUAUCAUGCCAGAAACCAGGAUGAGAUAUUGUCAUACCCUUGCAAAUACUAGAAAAGAAGAGAAGAGAUACAAGAAAAGUCUGUGUAGGAUACACAAUGACAAAAUAUAUCAUAAAAGAAUGGUAUCAUAUCUUCGCAACAGAAAAUAGAGAUAUCUGACAGAGGGCUCUGUCAAACUGUAUGUCGUCCACGAAGAAUCAAAGGUAUAGGUGUGGUUGUACCUGUUCUCCUCUGCAUCUAUGUGGAUUUGAUUGUUUUUCGUACCCACUGCUCGAUGAUUUUUGCGUCAUUGUGAUGUUGCAACGAGAACACACUAAAUUUGGUCUUCUUCUUUUUUGUGAAUGCUUCUGUAAUACUGACUUGAACCCGCAAAUGUUGUCACUAUAUAUGGUGUGUUUACUGAAGGCUUAGUGA
This is a messenger RNA of Hordeum vulgare subsp. vulgare (domesticated barley), 1782 nucleotides long. RefSeq lists its product as uncharacterized. Bases 257 to 1357 code for a protein of 366 amino acids. NCBI's taxonomy places the organism in Eukaryota, Viridiplantae, Streptophyta, Magnoliopsida, Poales, Poaceae. The record is from RefSeq and is a predicted model, not a curated record. The transcript is spliced from 4 exons.